AUGGAUUCAAGGAAAUCGAUUGAUAAACACGAAUCCAUUUUGGGUGUAUCUUCGAGGUGGAGCGUUUCUUCAAAAGACAAUUCCGUAAGAGAAGUUACUUUCGGUGAUGUUGUUGGAUCAAAGCGUAUUCGCCAUGGAUCAGCUGGAGCUGAUUCAGAGAUGUUAAGUAUGUCUCAAAAGGAGAUUAAAGACGAAGAUGCUCGUUUGGUUUAUAUUAACGAUCCUGAGAGAACAAACGAAAGGUUUGAGUUCACAGGGAAUUCUAUCAAGACUGCAAAGUAUUCUGUCUUCACCUUCUUGCCAAGGAACUUGUUUGAACAGUUCCAUAGAGUUGCUUAUAUAUACUUCCUUGUUAUAGCAGUGCUUAAUCAGCUUCCACAGCUUGCAGUUUUUGGUAGAGGUGCAUCUAUUAUGCCUCUUGCCUUUGUCCUGUUGGUCUCGGCGAUUAAAGACGCUUAUGAGGAUUUUCGGAGACAUAGAUCAGAUAGAGUUGAGAACAAUAGGUUGGCUUUAGUUUUUGAGGAUAACCAGUUUCAAGAAAAGAAGUGGAAGCAUAUUCGAGUUGGGGAAGUCAUUAAAGUCCAAUCGAAUCAGACUCUUCCUUGUGACAUGGUGCUCUUGGCUACAAGUGAUCCUACUGGGGUUGUCUAUGUGCAGACGACUAAUUUGGAUGGAGAGUCGAAUUUGAAGACAAGGUAUGCCAAGCAGGAAACGCUUCUGAAAGCUGCUGAUUUGGAGUCGUUUAAUGGAUUUAUCAAGUGUGAGAAACCGAAUAGGAACAUAUAUGGGUUUCAAGCCAACAUGGAAAUUGAUGGCAGAAGGCUCUCCCUUGGACCCUCUAAUAUUAUUCUUAGAGGAUGUGAGCUCAAGAACACUGAUUGGGCAUUAGGGGUUGUUGUUUAUGCUGGUGGUGAGACGAAAGCUAUGUUGAACAACUCUGGAGCACCGUCAAAGAGGAGUAGGCUAGAAACUCGGAUGAAUUUAGAGAUCAUUCUGCUAUCUUUGUUUCUGAUCGUCUUGUGUACAACCGCGGCUGCUACCGCUGCUGUGUGGUUGAGGCGACACAGGGAUGACUUGGACACUAUUCUCUUUUACAGGAGAAAGGACUACGCCGAGAGGCCAGGAGGGAAGAAUCAUAAUUACUAUGGUUGGGGUUGGGAGAUAUUCUUCACUUUCUUUAUGGCAGUCAUCGUGUACCAGAUCAUGAUACCCAUUUCUCUCUACAUAUCGAUGGAGCUCGUCCGUAUUGGUCAAGCAUACUUCAUGACCCGAGAUGAUCAGAUGUAUGACGAGUCUUCAAAUUCAAGUUUUCAAUGCAGGGCUUUGAACAUAAAUGAAGAUUUAGGGCAGAUUAAGUAUUUAUUCUCUGAUAAGACGGGUACUCUCACGGACAACAAGAUGGAAUUUCAAUGUGCCUGCAUAGGAGGUGUAGAUUACUCUGACAGGGAACCUGCUGACAGCGAGCAUGCAGGAUACUCCAUUGAAGUUGAUGGAAAUAUUUUGAAGCCAAAGAUGAGGGUGAGAGUUGAUCCUGCGCUUCUUGAGUUGACGAAAAAUGGCAAUGCUACAGAAGAAGCAAAACGUGCGAAUGAAUUUUUCCUUUCACUGGCAGCUUGUAAUACAAUUGUGCCAAUUGUUAUCAACACGUCUGAUCCCAAUGUAAAGCUGGUGGAUUAUCAAGGGGAGUCCCCUGAUGAACAAGCAUUGGUCUAUGCAGCAGCUUCAUAUGGUUUCUUGCUCAUAGAGAGAACCUCUGGUCAUAUAGUUAUUAACGUGCGAGGAGAAAUGCAAAGGUUUAAUGUUUUGGGAUUGCAUGAGUUCGAUAGUGACCGAAAAAGAAUGUCAGUGAUACUGGGAUGCCCCGACAUGUCGGUGAAACUCUUUGUAAAAGGUGCAGACUCGUCCAUGUUUAGUGUCAUGGAUGAAUCCUACGGUGAUGUCAUACAAGCGACCAAGGACCAGCUUCAUGCUUACUCAUCUGAUGGUUUGAGAACUCUUGUUGUUGGGAUGAGAAAGCUGAACGAUUCAGAGUUUGAGCAAUGGCAUUCUUCCUUUGAGGCGGCAAGCACUGCCUUAAUUGGUAGGGCUGGAUUGCUAAGAAAGGUUGCUGGAAACAUCGAGACUAGCCUUAGGAUUGUAGGAGCCACUGCAAUUGAAGACAAAUUGCAGCGUGGUGUUCCGGAGGCAAUAGAAUCUCUCAGAAUCGCAGGGAUAAAAGUAUGGGUAUUGACUGGGGACAAGCAAGAAACUGCCAUAUCUAUUGGCUUCUCAUCGAGGCUUCUGACAAGAAACAUGAGGCAAAUUGUAAUAAAUAGCAACUCGUUGGAUUCAUGUCGGAGGAGCUUAGAAGAAGUAAAUGCCAGUAUUGCAAGCAAUGACGAAAGUGUGGCCUUAAUUAUUGAUGGUACCAGUCUCAUAUAUGUACUUGACAAUGAUCUUGAAGAUGUGCUCUUCCAAGUGGCAUGUAAAUGCUCUGCGAUACUCUGCUGCCGUGUUGCUCCUUUCCAGAAAGCUGGAAUCGUUGCACUUGUAAAGAACCGGACUUCUGACAUGACUCUUGCCAUUGGUGAUGGUGCCAAUGAUGUCUCCAUGAUCCAAAUGGCUGAUGUUGGGGUAGGAAUCAGCGGCCAAGAAGGUCGCCAAGCUGUGAUGGCAUCUGAUUUCGCAAUGGGACAGUUCAGAUUCUUAGUUCCGCUAUUGCUCGUCCAUGGACACUGGAAUUACCAAAGGAUGGGCUACAUGAUACUAUACAAUUUCUAUAGAAAUGCAGUUUUUGUUCUUAUUUUAUUUUGGUAUGUUUUGUUUACUUGCUACACGCUGACAACCGCCAUCACAGAAUGGAGUAGUGUCUUGUACUCAGUCAUAUACACAUCGUUCCCUACAAUAAUUAUCGGUAUUCUUGAUAAAGACCUUGGAAGGAGGACUCUUCUCGAGUAUCCUCAGCUCUACGGUGUUGGCCAGAGGGCAGAGGGCUAUUCCACUACGCUCUUCUGGUACACAAUGAUGGACACAAUCUGGCAAAGUGCAGCUAUCUUCUUCAUUCCUCUCUUUGCUUAUUGGGGAAGUACCAUUGACACGUCGAGCCUAGGAGACCUAUGGACCAUUGCUGCUGUUGUGGUGGUUAAUCUUCACUUGGCCAUGGAUGUAAUCAGAUGGAACUGGAUCACACACGCCGCCAUAUGGGGUUCCAUUGUUGCAGCUUGUAUAUGUGUCAUUGUGAUCGAUUGUAUACCCACUCUCCCUGGUUACUGGGCAAUUUUCCAAGUGGCCAAGACAUGGAUGUUCUGGUUUUGCUUGCUUGCCAUUGUUGUAACAUCAUUACUUCCUAGAUUCGCCAUCAAGUUUCUUGGUGAGUAUUACAGACCUUCCGAUGUUCGGAUUGCUAGGGAGGCCGAAAAGCUUGGAACUUUCAGUGAAUCCCCAACACUGGGAGUUGAAAUGAACCAGAUUCGGGAUCCUCCAAGGAGAUAA
Molecule: messenger RNA, 3471 nt
Organism: Arabis nemorensis
Lineage: Eukaryota; Viridiplantae; Streptophyta; Magnoliopsida; Brassicales; Brassicaceae
Source: the annotation of a GenBank genome assembly